Messenger RNA from Fundulus heteroclitus (mummichog), 6549 nucleotides. RefSeq names its product mucin-5AC. The transcript is spliced from 2 exons. The record is from RefSeq and is a predicted model, not a curated record. The coding region runs from base 2175 to 6293 and encodes 1372 amino acids. NCBI's taxonomy places the organism in Eukaryota, Metazoa, Chordata, Actinopteri, Cyprinodontiformes, Fundulidae.
UGCGUGUGUGGGACCCUACUGGCCUUUUCAAGUCUCUCUCAGACCAAAGCGGAAGAUGGAGUCCUCCUGGGGGACUGGGGAUUUGGACCCUGCACUGCAACUCUGAGACCGGUGGGAACGUGCAGACCGGGGGAGCACGACAGCACAUGCCCGUACCACAUCACUCUCCCUCCUCUGGUGGUUCAUUUGCCGCAAAGCCUCUUGGAGCUGGGGAACAUCAUGCAGGACCUGCAGAGACUGAAGGACAGUGUCGAUGAGCUAAGGGAGAUGUGUGCAGAUUGUACGGGGUGUCAAGCCGGGAGGAACUGUGGGAGGCCGAGCGAAGGAGAGCCGAAAGGAGGUAAGAGCGCGAGUGAGGAUGAGGGGGACUGGAUGAAUGAGAGACAUGAAGAGAAUGACGGCGAUUUCAGACAGGAGUGCGGAAAAGACGGCGUUAAGGUGGAAACGAUGGACAGAGAUAACGACAUGGAAAAAAAGUUGAAAGACAGGAACGAAUGGGAAACAGGGGGACUUCCAAAAGUAAACAAGAGAGAAGAAUCUGUGACCAAGGGGGCAAGAGGAGAAGACACGUUAGAGGAGUCAACGACCCCAGUUUCUGGUGGAAACAUACAAACUAUUAAUAUGACAAGAGAGAGGAUUGCUGAGAUAAAUCCCACAUGGAGUGGGAGGAAAAAUCAAGAUAUGUUAGAGAAAAACAAGGAAAAAACAAAAGAAGAAAGUGGGCAUCCCAUAUGGCGAGAUAAGGCAAAGAAGCUGGACAAAAAUACCAAAGCUGAAGCUUUUGAUAGAAUAAAGAUGUCACAGAACCACACGGUGAAUAUAAAUAAGGAACCGGAGCAGAUGGAAAAGGAAAUGGGAAUAAAAGUGGACCCAAAUAAAAAGAAACCCAAGCAGGCAGAGAGGUUUGGGAUCACAGAAAAUGGUGGGGAGAUUAAAACAGAGAGUGUGCAGAGAGACGGCGAUGUAGGAACAUCAUCCAGCGAGAAAACUGAAAAGACAGACUUUUUAUCGAUCAGACCGACUCCCAUUACGGCCGGAUUAACUUCAAGGCCGGACUUGAGUGACACUAAAAGCUUUACAUCAUCUCUUCCAUCACCUUCUCUGCUCAGCCCCACUUUAAGCUCCAUCACAGAUGUCAUUCCUGACCCAAAAGCUGGUUAUGAAGCAACGGGAAGCACAGAGGCCAGUGCAGCUGGUGUUGUUGAGCCCCACAGCCAAGUUAAGGCAAAGGUACCCACAGCAACAGCAACAAUAUCCACAGUGGGUGGUCCACAUGAGCAGAUAACCCAUGCUGGAGGAGUGUUAACUAUAACAUCUUCAACCACCUACCACUCCUCAUCAGAGUUUAUUCAUGACGUCAUCACCCAGAGAUACAGAUCGCAGUCGCGAGACAGCAAAGAAGAACAUCAGCUCAAAAACCAAGACGGGUCAGAAACCUCCACCAGUCCGAGCACGAGGCAAGUCUGGUGAAAAGCAUAAACCUGGAUCUAAGGCUGAAGCACAGAACAGACAAAGGAAUGCCAAGAACGACCAUAAACCAAAGCCAGGUCCUUCAGUGGAGGGAAAAACUAAACUCAACCAAAAGCAGAAGCCUCACAAACCCACAGCUGUAAAAUCCAAACUUGGCAAAGAAUCAAAACAAAUCCAAAAUAAAAAAUCUGGCCUAAGAACGCCACCAGCUAAUUUAACAAGUGAGGAAAAUCUGAAAGACAGUUUGACGCAUAAGCAGGACGUACCAAUUAAUGAAUCCAAACCGAAGCAAAAUUCUUCAGCUUCUGUCCAGAGACCUGCAGCUCAAAGACCUCAACCUGUGAACGCGACACAUUCAGGUAAACAUACAUUAAUCAACACAGACUCUGAUGUAGUAUCAAAGUUGGACCAAAAUGUAAAAAUAAAUUAUUAAACUUUUUGCCACUGAUAAAUCUGACCCAAAGUCGAUCAAAAGGCUGGACAGUGAGGAAAUAACAACCGAAACUUUUGAAUUGAGUCAAAAUCUUAAUUAUGCACCCAAUCCAACUGCUGCAACCAAUCAUCCCACAAACAAAUCCAUUCACAAAAUCCUGACAUUAAAUCCAAAACCUGAACAUUUCCUAGAGUUUGAAUCAACACCAAAACCAAACCAAACCCCUUUAAAUGAAUCUGUGAGCAGGCUUGGAGAAAAUAUUGCACAAGAGAUGAAAAACAGUCCAGAUUUAACUGGACAAAACGUUACUGCCCAUCGACCUCAUCCUGCCCCUGAUAACAUGAAUGAUUCCAGUCAGGAACAAUUUAAGCCUUCCCAGGACUUUCAACCAAAAACAGCAACACCCUUAACUGAGGCAGUGGACAAGUGUGAAGAAAAUUCCUUGCCGGAGCCCAAAUCUAAUCCAGAUUUGACACCUGGACAGACAUCUGCACCGGAUCAAGCUAGUUUGACCCCUGAUCAGAAGAAAAAUUCAAGCUGGGAUCGCCUUAAAACCAAACACAAAACAGAAAUCACUGAAGAAUCUUCAUUUGAAUCUAACAAAAGGGAAACGUCUACAAAAAAACCCAAACAAACACUGUUAAUUGAGCCAAUGAACAAAUCAGAGGAAAAUACCUCACAAGAUCAUAGAUCAAAUCCAGAUUUAACACCUGGAUGGACAUCUGCACCGGAUCGAGCUGCUGUGACCCACCACCCGAAGAGCAAAUCCAAUCAGGGAAUCCCUAAAACUAAAUCCAAACCUAAACCUAUCAUACCUAAAUCACAGAGCAGUGAAACUGGUGCUUCACCAAAACAAAACCACAAAACUUUAACCCAUUUUGGAUUUAAAUCUGAAGAAAAUCCCUCCCUGAAGUCUAAAAACCAUCCAGAUUUAACACCUGGACAAAAGGUUACGCCUGAUCGAGACAAUACAACACUUCAAUAUCGGAAUAACUCUAGCCAGGAGGACCACAGACUUAAACACAAACCGGAAACUAACAAAGAGGAUAAAUUUGAGACAGCAGCUAAAUCCGGUAAACACAUUUUGCCGGAGUUAAAACCAAAUCCACAUUUAACACUUGGACAGGAAUCCGUACCAGAUCCGGUUACGAAAAACCCUGAUCAGAAGAAUAAAUCCAGUGAGGAUCGUCCAAAAGAUAAACACACACCAGAAACUAUCCAAGAGCUUAAGUCUUACAAAAGUGAAACAGCAACUACAAAACCUUCAACUGAGUUAGAGGACAUGUCUGAAGAGAAAUCCCGUCAGGAUUAUACGCCUGAUCCAGGUUUAAGACCUGGACAAAGAUCUACACCAGAUCAAGCUCCUACAAGCCCCGAUCAGAUGAGAAAAUCCAGUGAGGAUCAAAACAAAGAUAAACACAAACCAGAACAUAUCCAAGAGCUUAAGUCUAAUAAAAGUGAAAGUGCAACACUAAAACAUUUUCCAGACUCAGUGGACCAGUCUGGAGAUCUGCAGGACCCUACACUCUAUUUAGAUUUAACACCUGGACAAACAUCUAAACCGAACAAAGCAACAGCCACCCCUGAUCAAAUGAAUAAAUCCAACAAACAACAGCUUAAAACCCAGACUUCUCAAGAGUCAAAAUUCAAAACAGCAACACAAAAACCUUCAACUGAGUCAUGGGACAAGUUUCCAGAAAGAUCCCUGCAGGGUCCCACGUCUAAUCCGGGUUUACCAGCUGGACAGACAUCUACAAUAGUUCUAGCUAAAGCAACAACUUAUCAGGUGAUUAAAUCCAGCCAAGAUCCCCUUAACCCUAAACGCAACCCAGAAAAAACUGAUGAGUUAAAGUCAACGCCAAAACCCAACCAAAAACAUUUGGCCAGAUCAGAGGACAAGUCUGAAGAAAAUGAUUUGAAGCAAACCAAAUUGCCUCUAGAUUUAGAACAUGGACAAUCAUCUACACCGGAUCAGGGAACGACAUCCCCUGAUCUGGUGAACACAUUUAACAACGAAUACGUUAACACUCAAGCUUCUAAGACGUUUAAAUUCGACAAAAGUGAAACAGCCUCUCAAAGAACUUCAACCGAGUCAUGGGACAAGUCUGAAGAAGCAUCUUUGCAGGGGCCUACACCUAACCCCGGUUUAACAUAUGGACAUAGAUCUACAUUGGAUUUAGCAACUGCAACACCCAGUCAGAUGGAGAAAUUCCCCAAAAGUAACAUUCAAACCGGACCUUCCCGGGAGACUAAAUUCAACAAAAGUGAAACAGCAAGACCAAAACCUUUAACUGAGUUAUCGGGCAAGUCUGAAGAAGCAUCUCUGGAGGAACAAACGUUUAAUCCAGGGUUGGAACCAGGAGAAACAUCUAGAUCAGAUCUAGUCACCGCAACACCUGAGCAGAUUAAGAAAUCCAUCCAGGACCAUCAUGAAGCCAAAUACCAUCCAGAAACCAUCAAGGGGUUUAAAUCUAACAAAAGUGAAACAGCAACACCAAAACCCUACCAAAGCCCGUCAUCUGAGUCAAAGAGCAAAGAGCAGGAGCAUAGAAACAGUUCACACUCGACAUCUCCACCUGAUCAAGGUAUGACACCACCAAACGUAAGGUCUAAAACCAGCCACAAUGUUACUAAAUUUAACAAACCACCUAAAACUGGUCAAGAGCUCAAACAAAAACAGAAAAAUCCAAAGGCUGGUCCAAGCUUAAAGAUUAGACCAAAUGCAAACCUUAAAACCAACCAAACCCAACAAACAAAUCCGAGGCUGAAAACUCCCAAACCUGGCUCAAGGCCUAAUCUAAAACCAAUAUCUGUGCCCGGGAAAAUCCCGAAAGCAACGUACAACAAAACAUCUAAACUGAGGCCUCCGUUCCGACACAGACCAUCAACAAGACCUACAGUCAAACCAGGAUUUAAACCCAUCCAGAGGUCAAAACAAGCAGUGGAAUCAGAGCCAAGUCCACAAACCAAAACAGAUCCACCUCAGAUCAGCUGGGGCCCAUCAGGCAACAUCCACAACUCUCGUAGUGACAUGCCACCUACAUCUGGGCUCGUAAAACAGACUGCUGAAGUGAGUCAUACCCCAGGGGAAACAGAGUUCAGCACCAGUGUGAGGAAAACCAUAACUCUGAGACCAAAGACCUCUAACAGCUUGGAAACUGGAUACUUCCCUGCCCUUCACACACCCCCCGAAGACGUCACAUCGAGCCCAAACACCAGGGUUACGUCUGAUCUGAGGCCACAAACAGCCGGUCCACCGUCGUCUGACCCAAUGACAACAAGACCAAACAAAAUCAACCAUGGGAUCCUCCAAAAUGUUAUCACUAGCACCGGUCCAGGAUCUACACAGCCGAGUGUGUCUAAGGCUGAGACACUUCACGAGGAAGACAGUCCCCCCGCAAGUCCAGUUCCUUCACCCAGUUUGGAAACUACCUCCACACUCAGCCCCGACUUCAGGCCAAAGACCUCCUCCACCUCUGGCCACGAGCCUCCACCUGCAGAGCUGUCCACUCCCAGUCCACGAGAGCUGCGUGUGAAAAUCAACCAGGUGACAGCGUUUGUCAACAACAGCCUGAUUCCUAACCGUGGACCAGGAGAGCUUCCCAAGGAGCAGCCAGAGGGGUCCAAGAGAGGCGGGGGGCCUGAGAAGACAGACGGUAAAUUGCCAACAUCUGCAGCAUUUACAGCAUUAAGAGACUGCUCAGACCACAGCCUCAGAGGCAGGACCAGGAGCGGAGUUUACCUGGUGACUCCCGACCUCCGCAGCAGCAGCUUCCCGGUGUUCUGUGACAUGGAGCUGGAAGGUGGCGGAUGGACCGUCCUGCAGCGCCGCCUGGACGGCAGCGUCAGCUUCAACCGCACCUGGGUGGAGUACCAGGCCGGGUUCGGAGUCAUAGACGGAGGAGAGUUCUGGCUGGGCAACAGCAAGAUGCACCUGCUGACCCGGGACAGGGACAUGAUGCUGCGGGUGGAGCUGGAGGACUUUGACGGAGUGACCGAGCAUGCGCAGUACGAGCACUUCAGGGUCGCCAGUGAGCGGCUCCGCUACAGGCUGACGGUGGGCGGGUACUCGGGUACGGCAGGUGACGCUCUGCGCUUCAGCAGAACCUACGACCACAACAACAGGGCGUUCACCACACCUGACAGGGACCACGACCGCUACCCCUCCGGCAACUGCGGGGCCUACUACAGCUCCGGCUGGUGGUUUGACGCCUGCAUGGCUGCCAACCUCAACGGCAGAUAUUAUGUUGGGAAGUAUAAAGGAGUUCGGGACGGGAUCUUCUGGGGAACGUGGCACAACAUAUCCACAGAGUACUAUCCCACCAAUGAGAGACAGUCUUUUAAAUCAGUGAGGAUGAUGAUCCGACCAAAGAGCUUUGGCUCGCGUUAAUAUAGUAAAUAUGAAACGUUCCUGUCAGGUUUGACCAUGAACCGUCUUUAACAAUCGUUUUUAUCAUCAACCCAGCGCUGCCACCUGGUGGCCCUAAAUCCAACACGUGGUUUAAUUCUCCAGAUUACAGAAAUCAAGGAUGUGCACGCGCUAUAUUGCCAAAAGAUUGGAGAAACCCAUCCAAAUAAUUGGAUCACGUGUUUCAGCCAUGGUCACAGAUAGGUUUGAGCCGGUAUUAUAAGCUUCAGUAAAAAAA